Molecule: messenger RNA, 1890 nt
Organism: Haliotis rufescens (red abalone)
Lineage: Eukaryota; Metazoa; Mollusca; Gastropoda; Lepetellida; Haliotidae
Product: proline-rich protein 36-like
Exons: 2
Coding region: 1-1890 (629 amino acids)
Source: RefSeq, a predicted model, not a curated record
AUGGCGGCUCCCAAGUCAAGACGAUCUGAUCGUCCCUUCCGCUGUCUGUCGUUUGUCCCCCUGUCUAUACCCCCUCAGUCCCUUCCUCUAUCUGUCGUUUGUCCCCCUGUCCCUCUGGCUAUACCCCCUCAGUCCCUUCCUCUAUCUGUCGUUUGUCCCCCUGUCCUUCUGUCUAUACCCCCUCAGGUCCUUCCUCUGUCUGUCGUUUGUCCCCCUGUCCCUCUGUCUAUACCCCCUCAGUCCCUUCCUCUAUCUGUCGUUUGUCCCCCUGUCCCUCUGUCUAUACCCCCUCAGUCCCUUCCUCUAUCUGUCGUUUGUCCCCCUGUCCCUCUGUCUAUACCCCCUCAGGUCCUUCCUGUAUCUGUCGUUUGUCCCCCUGUCCCUCUGUCUAAACCCCCUCAGUCCCUUCCUCUAUCUGUCGUUUGUCCCCCUGUCCCUCUGUCUAUACCCCCUCAGUCCCUUCCUCUAUCUGUCGUUUGUCCCCCUGUCCCUCUGUCUAUACCCCCUCAGUCCCUUCCUCUAUCUGUCGUUUGUCCCCCUGUCCCUCUGUCUAUACCCCCUCAGGUCCUUCCUCUGUCUGUCGUUUGUCCCCCUGUCCCUCUGUCUAUACCCCCUCAGUCCCUUCCUCUGUCUGUCGUUUGUCCCCCUGUCCCUCUGUCUAUACCCCCUCAGGUCCUUCCUCUGUCUGUCGUUUGUCCCCCUGUCCCUCUGUAUAUACCCCCUCAGUCCCUUCCUCUAUCUGUCGUUUGUCCCCCUGUCCCUCUGUCUAUACCCCCACGGUCCCUUCCUCUAUCUGUCGUUUGUCCCCCUGUCCCUCUGUCUAUACCCCGUCAGUCCCUUCCUCUAUCUGUCGUUUGUCCCCCUGUCCCUCUGUCUAUACCCCCUCAGUCCCUUCCUCUAUCUGUCGUUUGUCCCCCUGUCCCUCUGUCUAUACCCCCUCAGUCCCUUCCUCUAUCUGUCGUUUGUCCCCCUGUCCCUCUGUCUAUACCCCCUCAGGUCCUUCCUUUGUCUGUCGUUUGUCCCCCUGUCCCUCUGUCUAUACCCCCUCAGUCCCUUCCUCUAGAUCUAUCUGUCGUAUGUCCCCCUGUCCCUCUGUCUAUACCCCCUCAGGUCCUUCCUCUGUCUGUCGUUAGUCCCCCUGUCACUCUGUCUAUACCCCCUCAGUCCCUUCCUCUAUCUGUCGUUUGUCCCCCUGUCCCUCUGUCUAUACCCCAUCAGUCCCUUCCUCUAUCUGUCGUUUGUCCCCCUCUCCCUCUGUCUAUACCCCCUCAGUCCCUUCCUCUAUCUGUCGUUUGUCCCCCUGUCCCUCUGUCUAUACCCCCUCAGGCCCUUCCUCUAUCUGUCGUUUGUCCCCCUGUCCCUCUGUCUAUACCCCCUCAGGUCCUUCCUCUGUCUGUCGUUAGUCCCCCUGUCACUCUGUCUAUACCCCCUCAGUCCCUUCCUCUAUCUGUCGUUUGUCCCCCUGUCCCUCUGUCUAUACCCCAUCAGUCCCUUCCUCUAUCUGUCGUUUGUCCCCCUCUCCCUCUGUCUAUACCCCCUCAGUCCCUUCCUCUAUCUGUCGUUUGUCCCCCUGUCCCUCUGUCUAUACCCCCUCAGGCCCUUCCUCUAUCUGUCGUUUGUCCCCCUCUCCCUCUGUCUAUACCCCCUCAGUCCCUUCCUCUAUCUGUCGUUUGUCCCCCUGUCCCUCUGUCUAUACCCCCUCAGUCCCUUCCUCUAUCUGUCGUUUGUCCCCCUGUCCCUCUGUCUAUACCCCCUCAGUCCCUUCCUCUAUCUGUCGUUUGUCCCCCUGUCCCUCUGUCUAUACCCCCUCAGUCCCUUCCUCUAUCUGUCGUUUGUCCCCCUGUCCCUCUGUCUAUACCCCCUCAGGUCCUUCCUCUGUCUGUCGUUUGA